AUGCUGUCGUCGCUGCGAUCGCUCGAGCCGCUGCGACGCGCUGCGCUGCUGGCUGCACGUGCCACUCUGCGCCGCGCUGCGCCGUCUCUCUGCACACUAAAGACGCAAGUGCCGGUGCGUGCGCUGUCUCAAGCGCGUGCGCCCACUCGGAGCGUCGACCCUGCGGGUAUUCUGCGACCGGACGUAUUUCCACCAAUCAAAUCGCAGCUCGCCCUCGACCAGGAGCUACCGGGACUUCCGACGCUUAAACCCGCGAGCCAAUUGAAAGCGCCCGAGACGAAGAUCUCGCUUUUGCCCUCUGGUCUGCGCGUCAUCUCGCACGAGACGUACGGCCAAGCAGCGACGCUCGGACUCUUUAUUGACGCCGGCAGUCGCGACGAGUGUGACGAGAGUGUGGGGGUGACCCAUUUGCUGGAGCAUUUAGGCUUCAAGAGCACCACGUUACGCUCGCAUGCGGAGCUCGUGCGGGAGGUCGAGGACAUUGGCGCGCUCACGACAUCGUCCUCUGGUCGCGAGCAAAUUAUUUACACGAUUGAUUUGCUGCGGGACAAUGUUGAAAAAGGUCUCGAGCUGCUGGCCGACGCGAUUUUAAACGUCGAGUUGUUACCGGAGGAGAUGGAGAGCAUCAAGGCUGUCAUGCGGAUCCAGACGGAAGAGUUGAUGGAGAACCCACAGGCGAUGCUGCAGGAGUUUAUUCAUGCGGCAGCAUAUGGUGUAGAUAAGCCGCUUGGACGGCCACUUCAGUGUCCAUUGCACAAGAUUGACGCACUCACGGUGGAUAAGGUCCAGAAGUUUCGCGCUGAGCAUUUUGUGGCUCAUAAGAUGGUGCUGGCUGGCUCGGGAGUGGACCACGCGCGACUUGUCAAGCACGCGGAAAAGCUCUUUGCAAAUGUCUCAGUCGCUAUAUCGGACACGCAGAUGACGACGCCGGUGAAGCGAAAAGUGGUGGAGCCGGUGGUCUACACUGGCGGACUGUAUCCGCUUUCGAAACCCGAGUCGGAAUUCUCGUACGCUGCCUUGGCGUUUCCUACAGGCGGCUGGCAUGAUGAAGAUCUGGUGCCUAUUUGUGUCUUGCACACGUUGUUGGGCGGUGGAGACAGCUUUUCUGCUGGAGGUCCGGGGAAAGGCAUGUACUCGCGGUUGUACACGAGCGUCUUGAAUCGCUUUUAUUGGGUCGAAUCGGCUUUUGCGUUCUCGUCCAUACAUGCGGACGUUGGCCUCUUGGGUAUAUAUGGUGCUUGUAUUCCGUCGCACACUAGCAACCUCGUGGCGCUUUUGUGCAAUCAGAUGCUUGGCGUCGCUAAGCAACCGGUCGAUGCGAUUGAGCUUGCCCGGGCUAAAAACCAACUGAAAUCGUCUGUGCUCAUGAACCUCGAGUCUCGUAUGAUCCUGUACGAAGACAUUGGUCGUCAGCUGCUUACGUAUGGAAUGCGUGAGACGCCUGAAUCUGUAUGUGUCAAGAUUGACCGUGUCACUGCUGCUGAUAUCCAACGAGUCGUGAGAGAGGCCAUGAAGCACCCACCGAGCCUUGUGUACUCAGGAGAUAUCCCUCGCUUUCCACAGUACCACCAAGUUGUUGCCGGUAUCCAGGAGGGACUGAGCGAGAGUGCAGUGUAA
Molecule: messenger RNA, 1617 nt
Organism: Peronospora matthiolae
Lineage: Eukaryota; Oomycota; Peronosporomycetes; Peronosporales; Peronosporaceae
Source: the annotation of a GenBank genome assembly